AUGUCCAUUUGGAAAAAGCAUUCCAACAGCAAAUUAAAUGCUAAAGUUUGCUACAUAAGAGGUCGUUUAGGAGAAUCAGGUAUUAGUGAAUUCGAGACCUUGCACAGAUACGACAAUUUUUUUCAGAACUUAACUGACUUAAAAGCCGAGAUAAACCUAGAAAUAGCUAAAGGAAGAAAAAAAAAUAACGAAGAUAAGAGAUAUUUUUGCCUAUAUUGCGGAAUAGGACUGACCGAAGAUGAAUUUGUUGUUAAAACAUGUAGCAAAGAGGAAU
Molecule: messenger RNA, 274 nt
Organism: Funneliformis geosporum
Lineage: Eukaryota; Fungi; Glomeromycota; Glomeromycetes; Glomerales; Glomeraceae
Source: the annotation of a GenBank genome assembly